GGAGGCGACGGUCGGCCGAGGGCUCUGACAGAGAAGGAGGGAGGCAGCAGGGCUGCGGGGCACAGGGGGAGACGUGGUGUGGUGGGGCCGUGCCUUGUGCUCUGCUUUCCCGAGGGCUUUCCUCAGAGGGUCGGACACACGCACGGGGUUCUCCGUGGGGCCUGCGGCGCCCGCCAGCCUCUCACCCGCACCCUCCCUCCCACCAUCCUUCACCCACAGCGGGUCCCUUCCAGCCCCUCGUAGCACCGGCACUGUUCAGGCUCGUGUGCAGCCCAGGAGGGGCAGCCCGGGGCUCCAGUGCAUGGUGGGACUCGGCCCGUUGCGGCAGCUCCGGCCUCUUGCCCAGCUUGUGUCCUUGCACCAUCCCCGCUGCUGCUGCAGGCUCAGUUAUGCCACCGGUGUGGGGCACACAGCAAGGUCCCCCCAAGCUGAACAAAUUCCCAGUGUUUUUUUCAGCGUUUCUCCUAUUUGCAACCUGCCGCGCUUCCUCUUUCCUUUUGAGGCCAACCCAGAGACAAGCUCUCCCACCACUGUAAGGACAGCAGAUGGUCUUCACCCUGUGCAAAUCCUUCUCUCCAAACAACAUCCUGGGUCCCAGGAGCACCUCAAAGCAGAGGGCAGGGAGAGAAGAAAGGAACUGCAGCCAUCAGCAUCCUCCCUGCAGCUCCCUUACCCCCGGGACAGGCACCCAGCCGGUGCCAUGGAGGGAGAGGCCCAUAAUCGUCGGACCGUGUUGAACCUGGUGGCUGUGUUCGAAGAGCACUGUGCUGGCAAAUUUCCCUGGAGGGAUCAGCAGGCUCUGCACAGCCAGGCUAUCCCUGCAACCAACCAACCCCAGCAGCUUCCAGCACCCCCUGCCAGCCAGCGCCUCUCGCAGAUGGCUGCCAAGCAUGAAGCAGAGCAAGAGAAUGAGGAGGAGCAGCAGGGUCGGCGGGGGCUCAGCUUCAAAUGCCUCCAGUCUUUCCGACACAAGAUCAGUGAAGACAACUGGAGGAGGCAGCAGGACCCAGACCUCCGGCCUGGCAGCAAGGAACCAGAGGAAAAGAAAAUAGCUCUGGAGCUGCUGGAAACAGAGCAGGCUUAUGUCAACCGCCUCCACCUUCUCGACCAGAUAUUCUAUACAGAGCUGAUGAAGGAAGCCAAAAAUGGGAAGACAGUCCCAGAGGAGGUGGUGAAAAUGAUCUUCUCCAACAUCUCCUCCAUCUACCAGUUCCAUGCCAAGUUCUUCCUGCCAGAGCUGCAGAAGCGCAUGGAGGAUUGGAGCUGUAACCCACGGAUCGGGGAUGUGAUCCAGAAGCUUGCACCAUUCCUCAAGAUGUAUGGUGAAUACGUAAAGAACUUCGACAAGGCCGUGGAGCUCAUCACCGUCUGGUCAGAGAAAUCCCCGCCCUUCCAGGAGCUCAUUGCUGACAUCCAGAAGAGGAAGGUCUGUGCUAACCUAACGCUGCAGCACCACAUGCUGGAACCUGUGCAGAGGAUCCCGCGCUACGAACUCCUCCUCAAAGAUUAUAUCCGAAAACUACCGCCUGAGUCCCCAGACCGGGAGGAUGCAGAGAAGGCCCUGGAGAUGAUUUUCAUGGUGGCCAAGCACUCAAACGCAGCUAUAGCCGAGAUGGAACGGCUGCAGAACCUCUGGGCGGUCUAUCAGCGGCUGGGCCUUGAAAAUGACAUUAUAGAUCCCUCCAACGAGCUGAUCAAGGAGGGGCCGAUCCAAAAAAUCUCCACCCGCACCAGCAGCACGUCGGAGAAGUACCUGUUCCUGUUCAACAACAUGCUGCUCUACUGCGUGCCCAAGGUCAUCCAGGUGGGCGCUGAGUUCCAGGUCCACCUCCGCAUCGAUGUGGACGGCAUGAAGGUGCGGGAGCUGAAGGACACGCAGUUCCCUCACACCUUCCUGGUCUCAGGAAAGCAGCGGACGCUGGAGCUGCAAGCCAGGUCUGGGGAGGAGAUGGACGCCUGGAUCAAGGCCUUCCAAGAUGCCAUUGACAAGAAGGAGAAGAGGAGUGAGACCUUUAAGGCAGCACUAUAUGGGCUGGAGACCCGCACCCCUGCAUUGAAGACAGAGGAGCUGGGCCGCCGAGCCCCACAGUGGGUGCGGGACAACCUGGUGACCAUGUGCAUGCGCUGCAAGGAGCCCUUCAACGCCAUCACACGCCGGAGACACCACUGUCGAGCUUGUGGAUACGUGGUGUGCGCUCGCUGCUCAGACUACAAGGCCGAGCUACAGUAUGAUGGGAAUCGCCUGAACCGUGUGUGCCAGGAAUGUUACGUCUUCCUGACAGGGCACGUGGUGCCCGAGGACCGGGAGGGGAAGCACAAAGGCAUCCUGGAGAAAGAAGCUGCAGAGGUAUCAGGCAAGAGUUUGCUGUGCAGUUCCCUGCAGCUGCUGGACAAGAAUGGCAAGGGAGGCACGCGGGGAUGGUUCGUGAUCCCCCAGGAUGAUCCCCUUGUGCUGUACAUCUACGCAGCCCCCCAGGACGUCCGAGCCCACACCUCCAUCCCACUGCUGGGCUACCAGGUGAGGGACCUGCCCCAGGGCGACUCCCGCCACCUCUUCCAGCUGGUGCAGUCCCGGCAGGUCUACACCUUCAUGGCCGACAGCGAGGAGCUAAAGCAGCACUGGAUGAGGACCAUGGCACGCUCUGCCGCGGGGAUCACGCACCCGGAGGAGGGUGAGGAUGCGGACUCCUGUGACGAAGCAGAAUGAGGCCGUGCCCACCUCCUGCUCACGGCUGGCUUCAGGCAGAUUCUUGACCUCUCUGCAUUUGGGUUUUUUGUCAUGAAAAGGGCAGGGAGGGGCAUGUUUGCCACCACACGGACAAGCUGGAUCCCCCUUCCCCUCCCGCUGUGCUCUCUGCACUGGACAGAGACAUGGAGGUACCCGAGUGGUGAGGUGGAGGGAGAGCCAGGGGGUUUGGGGGAGCCCUGCACCCCUGCAGCCAGCCUGGCCCCAGCCCGCUGUGCUGUGCCGCCGGCUGCCGCCCGAGGGCAGCAAUGCCUCGGCCUUCCUCCCUGCCUCGCCCUGGCGGAUGGUGCAGGAGGGAUGAAGCAUCUGUGGACUUGGGACUGCUAUGAUAAAUCCUACCUGC
Messenger RNA from Grus americana (Whooping crane), 3089 nucleotides. It is a transcript of the gene FGD2, whose product is annotated as FYVE, RhoGEF and PH domain containing 2. Gene Ontology annotation, biological process: filopodium assembly; cytoskeleton organization. Gene Ontology annotation, molecular function: metal ion binding; guanyl-nucleotide exchange factor activity. Lineage: Eukaryota; Metazoa; Chordata; Aves; Gruiformes; Gruidae. The transcript is spliced from 16 exons. Bases 302 to 2707 code for a protein of 801 amino acids. The record is from RefSeq and is a predicted model, not a curated record. Gene Ontology annotation, cellular component: cytoplasm.